Molecule: messenger RNA, 1880 nt
Organism: Megalopta genalis
Lineage: Eukaryota; Metazoa; Arthropoda; Insecta; Hymenoptera; Halictidae
Gene: ifc
Product: delta4-sphingolipid-FADS-like protein ifc
Biological process (GO): ceramide biosynthetic process
Cellular component (GO): membrane
Molecular function (GO): sphingolipid delta-4 desaturase activity
Source: RefSeq, a predicted model, not a curated record
AGUAGAAAAAGCGUGCAGGAGUAUGUACAGAGCAAUACAAGUAGAAACUAGGAAGAAAGAUUAUUAUAUUUUUAGACGUCCGUUAAAAUAAAGCGACCAAAUUUUUAUAAUAUAAAUUAUUAUUUAAAUUUUACAUACAUAAAUGUAUAUAUAUAUAUAUAUAUAUAUAUAUAUAUACAUACAUAAAUGCACCUUAUACAAUAUGUACAUAGUACAAUGCAUACAUAUGUACGCCAAUUGACACGUAUCGUGCUGUAAUCUGAACUUGCGGUGAUUAAUACAUAUAUAUGUACAUUCAGAUUCAGAUUGACGAAUUCGCCGGGUAAUGAAAGAUUCUCAGUUUUGGCAUAGUUGCUAGUGGUUGCUAGCAUUAAUUUUAGGGAUACGUUGCAGAAUGGGUCAACACGUUUCAAGAACCGAUUUCGAAUGGGUUUACACGGAAGAGCCGCAUGCAUCGCGUCGCAAAAUAAUUUUGGAAAAAUAUCCACAAAUAAAAAAACUGUUUGGAUAUGAUCCUAUGUUCAAAUGGGUAGUCACAGGAUUGGUUUUAAUUCAAUUCGUAUCCUUGUAUUUUAUAAAGGAUUCAAAUUAUCCAAUGAUCUUUCUAGUGGCAUAUUGUUUUGGAGGAGUAAUUAAUCAUUCUUUGAUGUUAGCAAUACAUGAAAUAGCACAUAAUCUUGCCUUUGGGCAUUGUAGACCUAUGGCAAAUAGAUUAUUUGGAUAUUUUGCAAAUUUACCUAUAGGUAUACCAAUUUCUGUUAGUUUUAAGAAGUAUCAUCUUAUACACCACCGUUAUCAAGGAGAUGAAGUAUUAGAUACUGAUUUGCCAACAUUAGUGGAAGCCAAGUUAUUUUGUACAACAUUUGGAAAAUUCUGUUGGGUACUUUUACAGCCAUUUUUUUAUGCAUUUAGACCACUCGUUGUUUACCCAUUAUUGCCUACAGAUCUGGAAUACAUUAAUUUAGUGAUACAGCUCGUGUUCGAUGGGGCAAUAUGGUAUUUAUUUGGUGGAAAAGCCUUAGUAUAUUUACUUUCUGGAUCAGCAUUGGCAAUGGGUCUACAUCCUGUAGCUGGUCAUUUCAUAUCGGAACAUUACAUGUACAGGAAAGGCUUCGAGACGUACAGUUACUAUGGUCCAUUAAAUUGGAUUACAUUUAAUGUUGGAUAUCAUAAUGAACACCAUGAUUUUCCAGCUGUUCCUGGUUCAAGAUUACCAGAGGUAAAAAAAAUAGCUUCCGAAUUUUAUGAUAAUUUACCACACCACGAUUCGUGGACGUCAGUAUUAUAUGAUUUUGUUAUGGACCCAGAUAUUGGUCCCUAUGCAAGAAUUAAAAGAAAACAUAGGGGACUCCCUUCGUGAAACUUGGAAAACUUUUAAUUUCUAAAAACAAAUAUUUGAAUAAUAAACAUUAGAACCUUGGAAUUACAUACGUAUUUAGAGCAUACUGAGUGUAAUGACUAAUUUAUUAGAUUUCUUUCAGUAUUACAUGUGAAAAUCAUAAAUGUGUAAUCUUUAACAUCGAUUUCAUCGAUGAAUACAGUUAAUUUCAAAUAUGAACGUCAUUUAAAUUCUAUAUUUUGUCAAGAUAUAUUCAUUUUUAUCAAUGUUUUGAACGCUAUAUUUCCAAAUGAAAAUUCACAGAAUUGUUUUAGCACUUGCUACGUUCGUUCUAUACUUAAACCGGAAAUGAAAGAAGUUGAGGUAGCAAAGUAUUCUAUUUAAUGAUUCCUGUAAAUAUUUUACAUAUAAUAAAAUAAUAUAUGUGACUAUAGCAAUCAAGAUUAAAAACUAUUAAAUUUUUAGGCAACUGUUUACAACUGAAACACAAAUUUCGUGCAUUUGUAAACUAGUAUAACAAUAAACUUUUUACCACGAAUAA